Molecule: messenger RNA, 8976 nt
Organism: Odontomachus brunneus
Lineage: Eukaryota; Metazoa; Arthropoda; Insecta; Hymenoptera; Formicidae
Gene: sha
Exons: 10
Coding region: 1039-5427 (1462 amino acids)
Biological process (GO): imaginal disc-derived wing hair organization
Cellular component (GO): cell cortex
Source: RefSeq, a predicted model, not a curated record
AGAAGUGGCUAAUCACGGCGGCUCGCCUCGAUUUUUAAUGGAGCUUGUAAGAGCUAAUCGCCCACCUGAUCGUCGUCUUCUUCCAGCGGGAAGAGAAGUAUGCAAAUAAAAUGAGAGGGCAUUCGGAGAAGCGCGCCUUGCAAAAUAUUUAUUAGAGGAGUUGAAGAGAGGCAAAAAAAGAGAGAGAGAGAGAGAGAGAGAGAGAGAGAGAGAGAGACGCGAGAGACGGUGGUUAUACCUCGGGAAUGAGGAUUCCGAACUUGGCGCGAGUCGCACUACGAAUUUUCACGCGCUAUGGUCCUAAGCUGCUAGCCGCGGGGAGUGACGAUCUGGGCCCACCUAGAUGCGAAUAAUCGCGGAGGCAAGAGGAGAAGAGACAGAGAGCAUCUCUUAUGCGGACAAGUGGCACCUGUUACCCGUCGCCACGUCGGUCGGUCUUCAACGGGAUUCUCUCCCCCUCGCACAAUCGCGCUCGAACCCCCGAUUAUGUCAACCGAACGUGGCUUCGUCACGCGAGCAACGUGCAAGCAGCCCCGCUGUCGCAAUUGGACAUUCGCCCAGCGAGCAGUGCAACGUACGAGGAGCGUGGAUCACUCGUGAUUCGCGAAUUCUAUCGUCGCGCAGACACUGAACCGAACGUUCCACGAGGUCGCGGAGUUCGCGAUGUGAAUGCGGAAUUGUUUUUCCCGUGGCGUCACGCGCGCUCGCUCGCACGUUCGCGUGCGCGCUCGAACACCGUUAAUUGACGUGUAAAUGACGGCGUAAAUGACAACAACGGCCAACGAUCUGGCGGAAAAAUUGGUGACACGCAACAGUGAAUUGAAUUCGCGAAUUGAUGCGCGGCGCGCAGCUGUCUGAGUACCCUCCCAGCCCCGAAGAAUAAUAACGCAACAGGCCGCGCAUUAUCGUCCCUGACGAACGUCGUCCACGUGCUGGCAAGUUCAUCGAUCAUCUGGCUGCAGCGCCUAAGACCGCCGAUGAAACUCACCGCAUGGCCUGCCGCAUCCAGCUGACAUUUAACAGAAUGCUGUGGGGAAGAUGCGUCCACUAGCUCUCGUUCUCGCGAGCUACUUCUACCUCCUACGAGUUGCCUGCUGUCAGGAAUUGUCGGUCAUCAGACACACCGAUGGAGAUAUCUUUACCAUCGAAGGUUCUUGCACGCAAGCUUGCACGGUGCUUAGUGGUGGUACAGCCAGUCCUUAUUCCCGAAGUUCUACGGGCCUCCUUGUGCCAAACAGUUCCUGCACGUGCCAGUGUAACUUUGAUUUACCUAUAUUCCGCGAGGACCUCGAGAUAUGUGUCAACGAUAUUGACGAGUGCAAUGUCGCGGGUUUCAGUAACAACGGCCACGUGGAGAAGGUGCCGUACGUCUUCCUGCCGCAACGGGGACAGAUAAUAUAUCCGCACGCGGAGAUUCGCUUCGAAGGUGUGACCACUCCUGUGUGCGGGAUCGCAGGUGCCCAGCAAUUGGGCAGGGCGGGAUGGUCCGAGCUGAGGAAUCUCUCCGACGCCGAGCCGCCCUUCAGACUGUUCCGAGACGAAGGCAGGACAUUCCUCCAGUGGAUCGGCGAAGCUGGUCUGCGAGACGCGGCGGAGGGACGAGUCGUGACGGCCAAGCUGGUCUGUAGAGACGCCUCACCGAAGUCGAUGUAUCCCGGAGUUUUUACGCCCUGCGUGGCCUUCAGGGUAGCCGGUUCACCAUCGAAAAACAACGUACGAGAAGUAAUGUUCGCGUCGACGUCACAAGUUUCCCAAGGUUUAUCAGCCACGGAGUACACCGCGAUCGGGCUCUCUUCCGUGAUCUUGGCCCUCAUAUACGUGGCCAGCGUGUCUUUGUACUUGCAUAGCAGAAAAGCGAAGAGAAAAUCCAUCGAAGAGGCGAAUGUCACCCUGGACGGCGGUCGAGACGGCGGCGGAUUAGUGAAGAGCAAUCCGUUAUUGGCCGCUACGAGACACUUCGAGAGCGACACCAACAGCGGACUCACUGAGAGCGACUUGGGGGACGAUCUUCCUCCAAGUGACAGCGAACAGGGUUUCGAAAAUUGCACGCUUGAGACGCGACCUCGCCAAUUGCGGACUCGUCUCGGCCUUGCGACGAACUCUCACCGACCUGGCGAUGCUGUGCCUCUUCAGCAGAUAACAUCCGCGAUCGUCCAUCCGCAUUGCGUCUAUCUGGAACAAUCGGAAGGGCUUUUCUCGGCCGGUUCUAUUCUGGGCGAGAGACUGCCGGAAGAGGAUGUACGCGUCGUGGAGACGGCUGACAACCCACAUCAGCAGGAUGUACCGGUUCUUCCAGGUGCUCAACGGAGAAAAUUGUACUUCAAUCCCGCGUACUUCGAUCGACAGUUAUUGCUGGCCCCACCUCCGGCUGCCAUCGAGUUCCUGCUCAAAAUCCGAGAAGUCAUCUCCAUCGCCAAGCACAAGAUGGCAGCGAAGAGAUUCGUUCCUACUCUCACCGGUAUCCCGGAAGAAGAGAACGGUUCGGAUCAAUGCGAGUCAGCCAAAUCGAGCAAGCAUCAGCAGAGGACCACGCCGAGUUCCGUCCAGGGCUCAGCUACGAAAUCGCGUCGAUCCCAACGGUGCACCGGCUGUCCCGGUUGCAGCGACUCGUCUCGACAGCUUCCUGCGCUGCCUGCGCUCGACCUACCCAGCCACGGUGAGAGCAAGGUGCGCGCUUGGCUGGAGGACGUCCGCCCGCCGCAACGUCGCUGGAGAGACGCUGAAGACACGCGCAGGAAUUUCCAGGAGAAUGCAAGGACAUUCGCCAGGAAUCUGGAGUACCUGAAGGAGCUGGCGAGACGCGACUUCGCCGACCCAGACGGCGCAAGUCUAGCUGGCAAAACGGUGUCCUCAUGGAAGGAGAACCCGCCGAUGCUGAGGACCUUCCAGAACAUCGCCAGGAGCGAGAUCUUGGCGAACGACGAUCGCUGCAGCGUGUCCAGACGAUCGACCAAGUCCAUGUUCGAGGAGUCCGCGUACGAGCGUUACGCUCGCGGCAAGAGGGACAGGCCGGCGUAUCAAUUCGCCGGCGACGACGCCAUAAACGCGAAGGUGCGCAAGGCCAUUGAGAAUUCCUUCAUCAAGCAGAUGGAGGAAAGCGCGGCUAUGGAGAAGUGUGACAACGCAAAGGACAGCAACAAGAGCAGCAAGAGCGAAGAAGAGCAAGAAGAACAACGGAGGAAGAAGCUAGAAGCGAAUCAAGUGGAGAGCAAAGCGGAGACAUCGGCCCAGCCGUCGCAGAUUAAUUCGGUGCCGAAGAGGUCGAGGAAAUCGAAAGCGCCGAGCGUGCCGCCGUUGACGAAGAAGGAGCUGCCGGACAUGAUCAACGAGCUGCCCGGCGCGAAGAACACGGCAAAGCGCAUCAUGGACGCGGUAAUACGCGAAAUGGUGGAUGUGAAAGCACUGGAUCACCACAUCCGAUCGCCGGUGAUUGCCGACUACGAGGUGGACAGUCUGGAGCGUUCCAAGUGCAGCAGGAAGUCGUCGACGUCGCCGGAAUCGACGGAUCAGUCCAGCCCGGCGCUGUCCACCGCGUUGCCGAUGGACGAGGAGCUGACAAUGCAGAACGCCGUCAUCAAUACGCGUACCGGCGAAAUGACCAUGUCCAAGCUCAACAAUCAGAUCCUUCUCGAGAGGAACUACUACAACAGCUUGCCGGAGCUGAUCACUCAGCGCUCAGAGAUGUAUUCGUUGGUGAGCGAAGUCUACGUAAACGACGGCUACACAAGCCCGGCCUGCAGCGACGACUCCGGCCCGGAGAUCCAAUAUGAGCCGGAGAACCCAGGUCACCUGACUAUCAAAGUGCAGGACUCGCCGGAGAACUACGUGAAGCUCGACGAGUCUGAAUACGAGCCCGACACGUUGGACAGGAAGCCGAUGAAGUUACGCAUCAAUGAGGACGUACAGUACGAACAGGAGAUUGCCAACGAGAUCUACGUGGACUCGCUGGAGAGACCAGCGCAGAUUCUGCUGAGGAGUAAGGGCAGCUUCCGCGACGAGGGCUCGACGCAGGGGAAGUCGCAGCGCGGUCAAGGAGGUAGCCUGCGCGAGAUCUACGAAGCGAAGAUCAGAUCGAGCCACAAGGACUCGCACUCGACGACGACGACACCGACGAGCGGCGAGUGCCGAGAGAAUGGUGAAUCUGAGGACAACACACUCUCGUGGAAGAAGUCCCGCUACUUGACUCCAGACAGCAGACAAGCGAAAAGACAACGACAGCCGUACAAUCGGCCGGACGUGGUGCCGCCACCGCCUACGGAGGAGAUCUACCAGCGGCCGAAGCCGCCGCGACGCAUCGAGGACGUCGCCGCCAAAGCGGCCACGAAGCGGCCGACGUCGCCGCCAAAAAACGCGUGGGACAGGAGCUCUGUCGAAGCGGGUAACCCUACGGCCAGCAACGGCGCUCCUGUCCCGAACGACGGAUACCAUCAUGUAGGGAACGAGACCUGUUUCUGCGCGUCGCAGACUCACGCGGACUCGUCACGCUCAGGCAAGUAUGAGCUCUGCGGCAAGGAGCAGCAGCGGACGGACGUCGCCGUUUCCAAGGACAACGUGACGCUUUCCAACGAGAGGACGACCUCCGACUGCGCCGUGACUAAUGGCUGCAGGGACUAUCCGUGCGAGACGCGAAUCGAGAUUGAAGGUUCCGCAAGCAGGUACGGCUCCUACGGGAAUGUCGACGCUAAGGAAGCUGACGUGUCGUCGAAGGUGAUGAGGGCUGUGCGUGAAAAGCGGUCUGUUGUCGUGAAUUCGUCGCACAGGAGCUCCGUCAAGAACUCCAAGAUGCGAUCGUCGUGGGGCAACGUCGAUCAUCAGCGAGAAGACGAAGAUAGGCUGAUUGAUGACAGUCGUGAUCACGUAGUCGUGCCCGAUUCGAGCAGACAAGAGUGCCAGAAGAAGAACGUGAGCUACAGCAGGGUACAGAAUUGCUCCAAGACGCGGCAAUCGACAAAGGGACUCUCACGAGGCUGCGAUCCUGCCAGCAGCGCGAUGAUACCGCUUAUGGUGGCCGCGGACAAACGGCGCGGACGGGGUGGUAAGGUCGAAGACAGCGGCUACCUCAGCAGCACCGACAGCAACGGCUCGCACAAGCGGCUGCUGAGGCACGAGGUGAGCAGCGUGUCCGAGACCGACGAGACCGAGUCGGUGUGUGACGGCGCCAGCGAGAGCGGCGCCGAGAGCGUCGGCACCGACAGCGUGUUCUUCGGCAACUUCCGCAGACUCUCCGAGAUCUCCAAGAGCGCCGAUUCCGGAGUCGACCUGGAAGCGAGGGGCACGUACUACCAGACGCCGUACAACUCAAAGAGCGAAACGUCGCCCAGCGUCGUUCCCGAGAGGAUGAACUUCAGCAACAGUGACAGCGAAACCGAAAGCUUGGUCACAGUAUUGCCACCCUGCGGCAAUCGGUGCCACAGUUUAGUAGCGUAAAUGGUUUACUUAAUAUUUUAUUAUUGAUAUUUAUCGUAGAUAUAGGUUACUCGCGCUGGAAAUGGCAAGUCGCAAAGCUUAGAACAGGAUUUUUAUAGACAAAUCCUUCUUUUGAAUUUUCUGUCAGGUUUUAUCGUGUAUCAGGCAUCUCAUAAGUAAUUGCGCAUUUGUAACGCCAAACUUAAAUUGAAACAAAUGUUCCCAUUUUAUCCGAGAUAUAUUCGCCAUCUGAAUUGACAAAAUUUUCCUAUCUACCAACUAAUUGUUCAAUUUUAUUUUUUAUAAAACUCUGGAGAGAUUUUGAAAUUUCAUCAAUCAUAUAUUCAAUUACUUAUAGAGAUGAUAAUACAUUUAUGUCACAACAAUAACAAAGAGAAUGUAAUGCAAUACUGCUUUUAGAACAUAAGCGGAAAUCAAAAACGAUUUGCCAUCGUACACUAAAUAGGAUAUCCGAGAUCGAAUCAGAUAUUGAUAUAAUUUGUGAUUAGCAUUCGUAGAAAGGACGCAUUUGCUCAACGAUUCGCGGUGCCGUUACACUUUCGAAGAUAAAUCUUGAAAAAUUGAGAUUGAAUCAAUUUUGUGGGGAAUAAAAAUGAUUCUAACGAAUAGGCACUUUGCGUGUAAAUCUUAUAUAUUUUUGCAGAGAAAUUUCAAGGCCAGUAUAAGGAAAACUAACUUACUAAUUAAUAGACUUUUAAUUGUCACGAUAGUUUUAUUAGUAUUACGAUUCAAUGAAGCGCCAUGCGCUUGAAAGUUCAUUAAGCGGGUAAUUGAUAACGAUUAUAUCCUUUUUGCUCAGUUCACAAGAGUGACAAAUGAGACUUCUGGAUGUAUGUAUGUAUGUUGUGUGCAAGAGAUCUUGGGUAUUUUUUAUAUUAAUAUAUCGUGUUAAGCUAAGUGUAUUAUAUACACAGAGGCUCUGCAUAUCAUCUUUAAAAACAUUGACAUGUAUACGCAUAUAUCUGUAACAUCUCAGCGACAUGUGCAUCUCUCUAUUGCAUAUUUAUUUAUUUAUUUAUAUUUAUUAUUUCCUAUGUUAAGUAUCAUAUCAGGAAGAACGAGAUAAAGUCACAUUCCUACAUUAAUGAAAAACAUGAUUAUAAUUUAUAUUUAGAUAAAAUUAACGUUUGAGUCUUGUUUAUGAGUCGUCUUGAAAUGGAACAUGAUCAUCGCGAUUGGAAUUACUAUAAUUAGAGCAAUUGAAACAAUAUAAGUAUAGCUAUCGUCGGCCGGUAGUGCAAUAUUAGCCCGUAACAAAGAGCAAUCACGCAAAUCCUAAGUUUAAAGUUCUAAGUUAAAUCCUAAGUAAGUUUAAGUUAUUAAAUAAGUAGUAUGUUGAUAUGCAUUUAAUGUCUGUCUCUUUGCCUUCUUUUUCCUCUCUUUCUCUCUCUUUUUUGUGCAUAUCUAUAUCGAAUAUUUCCUAUCAUAAUGUGUGUACGGUGAAUAGUAUAAUAACAAAAUGAUGAUAUAAGAGAACGAUAAAUAUGUAAAUAAGUAAGGAGAAUAACGAUAUCUUGCCAAAAAGGUAUUAAUGUCCUAUAUACUUUUCUGAUGUUAUUAUUACAGUUGUUAUGAUGCGCGCGAUAAUUGUUAUUGUUUAUCCUUUAUAUACUAUGUUGUUCAAAGCCGUGACUUUAUUGCAGUUAGUUAAAGAUAGUUCACAGCGCAACUGAUGUCUUCUUGUUUUUUAUUGUCAAUGAACAGCCAAUCAAUCGUAUGCAUAUGAAUGAAAAGAUGCGGAAAAUGACAAAUUGUACUGUCAUUUUUAAAUAAUGCAUGAAGUUAACAGAAGAACUGUAUGUUUUAUAUAUGACAUAUGAGAGAACUUAUGGACUUGAGAUAUUAUUUUCGCAAAUUUAUCGUAAUUAAAUCACCGUAAUUAAACAGAUAUUUAUCUCUUGUUAGCAUUUUAAAUUAUUCUCGUACAUAUAAAGCAAAACGGUUGUUUUUCUUUAAGAUGAUAUAUGUUUGUAACUAUUAUUUUUUUUGCAGAAGUUUUACACAUAUUUAAUAUAUUUAAUAUAUUUAAUGAUAAUAUAUAUUAUUUAAAUUAAUAUAUUCCUAUCUCCCUAUUUUAUGAAAAUUAUUGUAAUACCAGAAGCGCACGCUUCCAUGUACCUGCCAAAUGUAAAUAUUUAAAAUAGAUUUUAAUUAUAUGUGUUGUUCUUCAUAUAUAUGCACACACACAUUUAUAUACACCGUUACAACAUAUUAUUUAAUAUUAUUUAAGCCUAAGACACAUUGUUUUAAUAUACACAUAUAUUUUAUGUAAAAUGUUUAUAUAAAAUAAUAUAUACAUAUAAUAUAUACAAAUAUAUGCCGUUACGAUCGUAAAUAUAUUUCAGAGCCUGUGAAACAGUCGCUAAAUUCUAUAGCACAUUCGUAUUUAUUUAUUCACAUACUGAAUGUUGAUACCUAAAUCAAUGUGUUAUAUAACAAUUAUUUAAUUGAAAUAAGAAUAUUAUGUAUAAGUAACUGCGUGUAGACUAUAUAUAUUUGUUAAGUUACACGAAUUUUAGGAAAAACUUAGCAAAAGACUUUGUCUGCAAUGCCGAUAUCUUCUAAGUUAUCAAUAGUCUUGUUCCUAUAUGAAAUAAUUAAUCACUGUUGAUGUAACGGUCUCAAUUAUGAGUCCCAAUUCCAGAUCAAGCUUGAUUUAUUAAUAUAUUAAAAAAGUAUGGUUAAAGGAUAGAUAAAAUAUUUUUAUAUUCUUUAGUUCUUUUGCCAUUGUAUUCCAAGAUUGUUUUCAUAAAUAUUGUUAAUAUUUAAGAAGAAAAAAUCUAAAAUAUCAUUUGGUUUAGCGACUUUUUCAAUAUAUAAAACUGCUAGCAGAUUAAACCACAUACGUCAUUAUUCUAUAUAGGCUAAAACCAUAUGAAUGCGGAUAUUAUUAAUAUAAAAUUGGAUAUUGUAUAAUCUGUCAUAGAGAUGCGAAAUAUUUGCUGACCCAUAAUUGAGAUUUAUUUAUAAAAGUUUCUACUUAUCUCUCUUCACAUUUAGAAUGGAUUAAUUUAAAGUCUAGUUAUUUUUUUUGCUUUAAAAUUACAAGGUUUCGCUUAUUAACAGUACCUCUUAAUGUUUGGUCGACAAAUCUAUGUAAAUUAAUGAAAGUUACUCUAAUCUUAAAUGACCUAUAAUUAGGACCGUUAUCUUAUAUUUCACUAUUACUUUAUCAACAUUAGUUAACUCGAAUUGCGUUCGAACUGUUCAAUUUGCUCUUGCGAGCGAUCGUAACGUAGCAUAGAAGAUUUUGGGAGUAAAUUUUUGUAAUUGCUCGACCAAUCUUGGUGCGAGCAAAUUGGUGUCGGUAUCGAUAGGUUUCGGGCGUUUGUCAAGUGUUUCGUACAGAAUAAAAGCACACGCUGUCAGAAGUUUUCGAUGACUGUUUUCUCGACUUCAUUAGGCAAUAAAACUGUUGAAUCGUUCAUAUAUUAUCUGAUUGAAACAAUGAUGUUCUAGUUAUCAAGAGCAUGUGAUUUGUGUACAUACAUAUUUAAUAAAUUCUUACAGUUUUAUAAUAAAAGCUGUUAAUGGGAGAAAUGUGUAAGA